UCCGGUUUAGAUCACAUCACUUCGGAGUUUCUCUCACGCGUUUCUCUUCAUCAUGGCGCGUUGCGCUCCGGACACCCGUUCCGUUCCGUUCCCGUGAUGCACGGGAUGAUGAUGAUGAUGGUGACGGAUGAAAGAUGGAGAAACUAUCCGCGAGCAUUAACGGACUCUCGUGGAGCUCCGUGUCGCUGCCGCUGGAUGUGAUCGUGAGCAAAUUCCGCUUACCGACACUCGUGCGGCUGAGCCACGGUGAGAAUGUGGAGGGUCUGUCGGAGGAGGAUGUGAUUUUACUUCACUCCUGCAGACAGUGGACCACCGUCACUGCCCACAGCCUGGAGGAGGGUCAUUACGUGAUCGGACCCAAAAUAGACAUCCCACUGCAGUAUCAAGGGAAGUUUAAGUUAUUGGAUCAGGAUCGGGAUGUUCGUGAGCCGGUUCAGUACUUUGGAAGCGUGGAGGAAAUCGCAGGAAACUUUCCUGAUCGCGUGUUCGUCAUGGAGCCCAUCACAUUUAGCGUUAAGGUGGUUUCUGGGGAGUUUACAGAGGACAGUGAGUUGUAUAAUUUCUCUCUGCAGGCGGGAGAUGAAUUAACCCUCAUGGGCCAGGCAGAACUGCUCUGCGUCCAAUCGACUCGCGAGAAAUCCCGCCUGACUGCGCUGCUACGGCGACUGGGCAAAGCAGGUGGAGCUCUGGGACGUCCCACCCGCACGAAGAUGCCUUGUUUGAUAUGCAUGAACCAUCGGACCAAUGAGAGCGUCAGUCUGCCGUUCCAGUGCCGCGGGCAGUUCUGCACGCGUUCACCGCAGGAGCUGCAGAUGCAGGGAGGUGAACACACCGUGCGCAGCAUCAUCGAGCGCGUGCGUUUGCCCGUGAACGUGUCUGUGCCGUCGCGACCUCCUCGCAACCCGUACGACCUGCACGCGAUCCGUGAGGGCCAUCGAUAUAAACUCCUCAGCAUCAUCAGCAAAACUGUCGUUCUCUGCUGCAUACUUCGCAAAAAGGAAGUCACGCCGUCUCACUUCCUGUUAUUAACGGACAUGCCGCGCUUCACUCUGCCGGAGGGUUUAUUGCGUGCAGAUGCUUCCUACCAGCAGGUGGUGCUACAGUGCGCUCUGCGUUGCCAGGAAAGCUUCGAUCCGGACAAUUACUCGCGUGCUGUUCGUGAGGUAAAGACGGAUUUUUCUGAGGAAUGUCUUAGUCCGCGGCGGAUUCGGGUGUGCGUUCAGGGCUACGGGCACGACGAGCUCGGGACGUCUCUGCAGAGACUGUCUCUGUGCGUGUAUGGAGGCGGAGCCGUCACACACACUAUCUCACACGGCUGCAGAGACUCGCUGGUCGACUCGCACACGCUGCCCUCUAGUGACGGAGAGGAGCGAGAAUACGUCAUGCCCGAUUGGUCGACAGAGACGCAGGAAAUUCCGUACGAGGAGCUCUGGACCAAUCAGAGUUCUGGAAGUUUCGGGGGGACGUCUGAGAGCGCAGUGAAGGCGGAGCAUAACCUCAUAUCCUUCCACUCCACUACCACGUCAUUGGAUGGAACGGUGGGCUCCACCCACGUCGCCAUGGUGCAGAUGGAAGCAGGAAGAGUGUCGAGAGUAUCGACUCCACCUCCCGUCCCACCCAAAUCUGAAGCUGUGAAAGAAGAGUGUCGUUUCUUAAACGCUCCACCUGUUCCGCCCCGCUGUGCUAAAGGCCCCGCCCCCAGCCCUCCAGCCCCCACCCGCUUUCCUAAAACUCCGCCCACACAAACACUCAACCCAAACCUCUCAUUUUAUUCCUCUGGACUGCAAGAAAGUUCUGCUCCUCGUAGUGGCAGCAACUCUCCAUCACCAGACUCUUAUUCUCUGUAUUGUUACCCCUGCACUUGGGCCGACUGUGUGACCUCUGACCCCAGCGUGAGCCCUGAUCCCACCCAGCCCGCGCAGGCCUGUUGGUCCCACCCACGAGGAGGCGGGGCCUACACCUCCAACAUCCUCAAUACACCUCUGCUCAGUACAGACUCCGCCCAAAAGAACUACUCCACCUGCCCUAGACCGCGGCCAGUGGCACAAAACCGCUUCGCACCGUUUGGCGCCCUAAACCCCUUUGCCAAUCCGGGACACACCCACGCCUCCUCCGAUUGGCUCACCACUGGUAGGAACUCUCCCACUCUGAUACCCGACCUCAUUAUCUCCACCCCCAAGGAGCCUCAAGCCAAUCAGGGAGGUUCAGAAGGCGGCCCUGAGACUCCGCCCAGACCAGUCAAGAGUUUAGAGGAGGACACGGUCAUCGCAGAUCCCUCCUCUGGAUCGGUCGCCGUGGCGAAGGGGGCAGAGGGCGGGGCUGGGUCAUCUUGGCGACCCCCAGCAGAGCUGUGCUGGCUCUCUGUGGAGGAGGUUUCGUCCAGUCUGCGGUUCAUCGGCCUUUCGGACGACGUGAUUGGUCUGUUCAGCCGAGAGAGGAUCGACGGCUCUAUUUUCACUCAGUUGACGGAGGAAAUCUUGUCGGAGGACUUUAAACUCACCAAACUACAAGUCAAAAAAAUCAUGCAGUUCAUCAAGGGAUGGAGACCCAAGAUAUGAUGGCAGCAUCCUCGUGAAUUGAAGGAAUGUUUUUGUUUGAGAGACACAAGAGUACUCAGCCACAAUGAGUGCUUCUGCUCGGACUUUUUCAGAUGUUUUAUAAGUGUGUGUAUGUAUGUGUGUGUGUGUGAAAUACACCUCUCUAAUCGAAGGACUGACAGAUCGUGACUAAUAUAUUAUGGAGCACUAUUUGAUGUUUUUGUUAUGAAUAUUUUUAUUUCUGGGGUGGGAUGGUUUUGUGCGCCUUCAGUAGACAGUCAGAACUUAUGGUGUGGCUGUUCGGUUUACUGACUGUGUUUUGACCUCUUUUGUAUGUUUUCUGGUAACCUGACAUGUUUGUCAGUUGGACUUGGGACUUGGAUGAAUCUCAUGAAACAGG
This is a messenger RNA of Sinocyclocheilus grahami, 2937 nucleotides long. Its product is annotated as GRB2-associated and regulator of MAPK protein 2-like. The transcript has 6 exons. The coding region runs from base 135 to 2558 and encodes 807 amino acids. The record is from RefSeq and is a predicted model, not a curated record. Lineage: Eukaryota; Metazoa; Chordata; Actinopteri; Cypriniformes; Cyprinidae.